AAAAAAAAAACAUUUUUUUUCAGGUGAUACAUUGUGAAACUGAACGACACCACGUGAUUAAAAGGAUGCAUGCAGAAGAAGGAGGAAACUGAAACACAUCACGUCGAGCAAUUUCAGAGACCUUACAGCCAGAGGCUUUACCAGUGUACACGCUGUAGAAAACCAUGGCCCACAGCAAGGAUUCACCAUGGACUUUAGAGUUCCCUCAGGAUCUUCUUCCGUCUGCGGAGCGAACGGCUCUUCUCUAUCAUCUGUGUUACCUGCUUCUGGGAAGAUUCCUCGAUUUGCAGAGUCUGAUCAGAGAACAAGCUCUUGAAACACAACGGGUGUUUAGAUGCUCUGAGGCUGUUAUUAUAAAGUGUGUCGGCACGAGUUCCAACUUGGACUCCUCUCUGUUCCCAAUACUGACGAAAGUCGUUGAAAAGAACAAACACCUUUUGGCUUUGUCAUACAUGGGGAAAGUCAGAACAUGGAUUGAUGACAUCAUUAAACCUGUUGAUUCCAUGGUGAAGAGGUAUGAACAACACAUCCAAAGUGUGGAGAAGUGUGCUGUUGAUGUGAUUCAAAUACAGAAAAAACUGGAAGAACCAUUUGAACCUUUAAAGAAGAUCAAGAGUCUGGAGGAGGAAAUAGCCCAGCUGGAAGAGAGGAUGAGAGCAGAAAAUGUUAGUUGGAUGAACAAAAACCAUCUGACUGAACUUCAGAAGCAGUUGGGCCGUUACAGAAUGAAGCAUGGUCUGAUUGUCUACCUGGAGGAGGUUCAGAAGUGUCUUUCUCGAAUCAAGCAGAUUCUGUUUCAGCUUCAGAAGUUCUGGGAGAGAGUGGGAUCUCUGCUGGACACACUGAAAGACAGGACCCUUGUUGGGGACAAUCUCACUGAGGACCUGGAUGACAUGAAGGAGGAGUUUCUGACCUCCACUGAAGCAGCAAGAGAGUACUGGAAGACAUUCGGUGUAUCCUGUCGACGUGCACAAGGUGUUUUCAGCGUUCAGUCUGAAAAUGCAUAUAAGUUCCUGGAUAUCAAUCGGUCUUCCCUCUCAGAGGAUGAACAGAUGGAGCAGUACAAGUCUGUCAUGGAGAAGCUGAAGCAGAUCAGCCCGCAGUAUUCAUCCACUGAGUGAAACACAGAGAUCUGACGCUUCCUCUCACACAUUUAAACGCUCCUUAUAACGCAUGCGCAUUUUAAUGCAUACAGCUUCUCUUGUCAUUUUUGUAAUGCAUCUUUACAACUCCUCUUAUCCAAGUUCAUUUACAAUUCUACAUAAAUAUUCUUUAGUUAGCUGGUGUUAUGGAUACUAUUAUUUCUAUUUCUGAAUUGUGCUGUAUCUCUGGUUAAAAUUGCUUUGCAUUUCAUUAUAGUAUAUCAUAUAAUCAUGUAGUCUGGUCACAUGACUAAUGUCAAUGUCACACAAUAAAGACAGAAUGGGUCACCACAA
This is a messenger RNA of Cyprinus carpio (common carp), 1436 nucleotides long. RefSeq lists its product as uncharacterized. The record is from RefSeq and is a predicted model, not a curated record. Lineage: Eukaryota; Metazoa; Chordata; Actinopteri; Cypriniformes; Cyprinidae.